This is a messenger RNA of Kockovaella imperatae, 584 nucleotides long. RefSeq lists its product as hypothetical. Bases 39 to 548 code for a protein of 169 amino acids. The transcript is spliced from 6 exons. The record is from RefSeq and is a predicted model, not a curated record. Lineage: Eukaryota; Fungi; Basidiomycota; Tremellomycetes; Tremellales; Cuniculitremaceae. Gene Ontology annotation, molecular function: zinc ion binding.
CAGCAUCUCACAGAGGUGAAGGAAGCUACAACUCAAAGAUGGUUAAACUCCAAGUUCUCAUCAGUAUGGAGCUCGAAGGCGUGACGGACGUGCAGCCGGCAGAAGAGGAUUAUGAAUACUUCUUCAACGUGACGUGCGGAUCAUGUCGCGAGCCCCAUCCGAAAGUCAUCUCAUUGAACCAAACGGAAGAGCAUGAGAUAUCCGGUUCGAGAGGUUCAGCACACUUCGUGUGGAGAUGUCAGAAUUGUAAGAAAGAACACUCGGCCUCUUUCGUGCCUCCCACCUCUUCAACUAAAUCGACAGCCCCAUUACCGUUCUCUGAGGAGAAUGGCAAGUUUGCGCCGUUCAUCGCUUUGGACUGUAGAGGUCUGGAAUUCACGAAACUGCAUUUCAGAGGCAAAUGGAAGUGUAAAGGGACAGAAACCGGGACGCCGUUCGAGAUGGAGUUAAAUGAGGAGGAUGAGGAUGGACGAUGGGACGACUACGAUGAGAAGGCAGGGACGCCGGUCGGAAUAUCCGAACUGAAGUGCAAGAUUCAGCGUUUAUGAGAGGAUUGGAGUUCAGUUCGAAGCGAAGUCAAGUAC